UUGUCCUGAACAUAACUUGCGCUCGAGUAUCGCAUAGACGAUCCGUCACGUGGUUCGUAUAGACACUUAUAGGUUAUAGCUAUACUUGUCAUUCUCAUGAAGCGUGUGGGGCGCUGCGACGUUGAACUGCCUCCACGGCCCUAUACCCACGUUACAAAGCCCAUUAAGAUCCUUUACGCGGUCACACAUUGUUCUCCGGUAUCAGAAUUGGUCCACCACGCAUACGUCACCACCUUUAAUUAUACAUUGUCUCUAAGAUCGCGGCCAAGUUUGAGGCGCCGUAAUGCCGUCCACACAAACAGUCAGUAAAAGCCAAAGGAACCCUCACUUUAAAGAAGGUUGCUAUACUGCCCAUUGGAUAAAUAAUAAAUCCGCCACUGGCGAGACGCGUUUUACGCGGAGGUUGUAGAUUUGUUUAGGAAAACAGGGGCAUGCCUUAUAAAACUGUAUCCGUCGCAUGCGACAUGAAAGAGAGAGAGAGAGAGCGAGAGAGACAACUUUAUUUCGAUCGGACGCGGGAAGGAGAAAGAUCCCGAGGCUGGGUGGAGCCUUCAGUCCAGGACACCAUGCAGCGGUGGCAGCACUUCCGGCUCCGGCGAUCAGCUUUCGCCGGCCGUCCAAUGCCGAACUGGUCAGCAACGCCUCCCACUGCUCGUUCGUUGGGUAAGAUCGAAUUUGCAAUAGAAAUAGGAGUCAAUUUUAAGUCAUGUGAUUCGUUUCCACAACCGCCGCCGACGAUGCUUUCCUGUCACCCGCCGCAAAAAUUCGUUCAGUUGGUCGUCACCAUCGUCACGGCCGCAAAACAAUAUGUUCAGCGAGUCAAAAUGCAACAAAUACAACUGCGCACGCGCAUAGUCUAAGCCUUUCAAGGUGGAAGGCCAGGCGAUCCUCAUCGACGUUGAAGCCCCGAAUGGAUGCCUGAUAGGAAUGCGAAGGUGGGAGAAGUAUUGGGCGGGGUGCACGCAGUCUGGAAAACAGAGGAAAGAAAGAAUGGCACGAAAUGAUUCCCGCGAGCCUCUCGGUCAGCCGCCGGGCCAUCGACAUCGCGGCCGCACAGGCGAUGGCGUCGGCCGGCAGUGCGAGCCCAAUGCGGACCCAGCUGAGCACCGCGUCGCCCGCGACGCCGGGCACACCGACGACGGGGCGGCCCUUCUGCACCCUGACCGACUUCGGGCUGAAGCUGGUGUCGUACGCGCUGCAGGAGUCCCAGGAUGCCAACGUGUGCCUGUCGCCGUUCGGCGUGGCCGUCGCCCUGGGAAUGGCCAUCGUGGGCAGCGGCGACGCCACCACCGCGCAGGUGGUGCACGCCCUGGGCGCCGUCGACUCCAACAACAUGUACCGCACCUGCGAGAGGAUACUGUCCAUGCUUAACGGCGCCAUGCCCAACACAAAGGUGUCGCUGGGCAGCAGGAUAUACGUGUCCAAGGAAAUACCGGUGCUGCCAGAGUUCAGGGAGACGCUGGUGGAGACCUUCUCGUGCGACCUGGGCCGGCUCAACUUCAAGGACAACCCGCAGGCGGCCGCCCAGGAGAUCAACGCUUGGGCCGCCCAGGCAACCGAGGGCAACCUGACGCAACUGAUGCGAGAAGGCGACGUGACGGCGAGCACUCGACUCUUGCUGGUCAGCGCCAUCUACUUUCGGGGUGUCUGGAGCGAGCCCUUCUACGGACCCAUCAAGGCGCCUUUCUACGUCAACAACAGGGAGACGGCACAAGUGGACACGAUGGAGUCGUGUCGCACGGCUCUCUACUGCCGCAGCACGCACAUCCCGUGCGAGGCGCUCGAACUGUCCUACGUCUGCCGCUCGCUGAGCCUGCUCCUGAUCCUGCCCGACCGGCACGUUCCGCUGGGCAAGCUGGUGGCCGCGCUCAACUACAGCACCGUGCGCCGCCUGCUCAAGGACCUCAAACCGGUGACGUCGAUGGCCGUGUGGAUUCCGCGCUUCCGGCUGCAGAAGUCGUACGAGAUGGUGCCGGCGCUGAAGGCGCUCGGCAUCACCAACCUGUUCGACGACCACAUCGUCGACCUGAGCCGCAUGACGGGCGCACGCACGGGCCUCUGCGUCGACAACUUCAUCCACGAGGCGCUGUUCGACACCACCGAAGAAGGGGUGGGCGAAGUGACCCGGCCGCCGAACCCGCUCGAUGCCUCCACGAUCGCGUUCCGUGCCAACAGGCCGUUUCUGUACGUGCUGCUGCACCACUACAACCACUCCGUCGUCUACAUGGGCGCCGUCUGCAGACCGUGAACGCCUCCCUAGUCCCGCUGGGCUCAUCUGACGAAUGAACAAGAUUUCCAGGAACUCUAAUUUUUUUCUAAUUAUCCGCGGAUAUUGUAUGACCGUCUCGCAGCUGUUCGAGUUGUCCAUAUAGUGCAGAGUCAAACUAGUGUGAGCUCAUGUUCGCAACAAUAUUCCUGGGCCGAUUCGGAGCGAACGUUGAUAAAUUUUCUAGAACAGGUUGCCAUGCCUUGCCUGCAGCUGAAUAAAAUUUACUCAUAAACCAGG
Molecule: messenger RNA, 2506 nt
Organism: Dermacentor andersoni
Lineage: Eukaryota; Metazoa; Arthropoda; Arachnida; Ixodida; Ixodidae
Product: serpin B9-like
Molecular function (GO): serine-type endopeptidase inhibitor activity
Source: RefSeq, a predicted model, not a curated record